Hypomesus transpacificus is the source of this 6129-nucleotide messenger RNA. Its product is annotated as zinc finger protein 208-like. The coding region runs from base 1 to 6129 and encodes 2042 amino acids. Gene Ontology annotation, biological process: regulation of transcription by RNA polymerase II. NCBI's taxonomy places the organism in Eukaryota, Metazoa, Chordata, Actinopteri, Osmeriformes, Osmeridae. Gene Ontology annotation, molecular function: DNA-binding transcription factor activity, RNA polymerase II-specific; RNA polymerase II cis-regulatory region sequence-specific DNA binding. The transcript is spliced from 6 exons. The record is from RefSeq and is a predicted model, not a curated record.
AUGGGCCCAAGCCUUUCUUCAUUCAUUAAACUCAAGAAGCACAUGAGGAUCCACACUGGAGAGAAGCCCUACAGCUGUGACCUCUGUGGUAAAACUUUUAGCCGGGCUAACCGUUUCACAGUUCACCGCAGAAUCCACACUGGAGAAAAUCCCUACAGCUGUGACCACCUCUGUGGUAAAACCUUUAAACAGACUGGGAAUUUGACCGUUCACAGCAGAAUCCACACUGGAGAGAAGCCCUACAGCUGUGACCUCUGUGGUAAAACCUUUAGCCAAGCUGGCAAUUGCAGAGCUCACUGCAGGAUCCACACUGGAGAGAAGCCCUACAGCUGUGACCUUUGUGGUAAAACCUUUAAUCAGACUGGGGAAUUGACAGUUCACCGCAGAAUGCACACUGGAGAGAAGCCCUACAGCUGUGACCUCUGUGGUAAAACCUUUAAACAGACUGGGGAUUUGACCGUUCACAGCAGAAUCCACACUGGAGAGAAGCCCUACAGCUGUGACCUCUGUGGUAAAACCUUUAGCCAAGCUGGCAAUUGCAGAGCUCACCGCAGAAUCCACACAGGAGAGAAGCCCUACAGCUGUGCCCUUUGUGGUAAAACCUUUAAUCAGACUGGGGAAUUGACAGUUCACCGCAGAAUGCACACUGGAGAGAAGCCCUACAGCUGUGACCUCUGUGGUAAAACAUUUAGCCGUGCUAACAGUUACACAGAUCACUGCAGGAUCCACACUGGAGAGAAGCCCUACAGCUGUGACCUCUGUGGUAAAACCUUUAGCCAAGCUGGCAAUUGCAGAGCUCACCGCAGAAUCCACACAGGAGAGAAGCCCUACAGCUGUGACCUCUGUGGUAAAACCUUUAAUCAGACUGGGAAAUUGAUAGUUCACCGCAGAAUCCACACUGGAGAGAAGCCCUACAGCUGUGACCUCUGUGGUAAAACUUUUAGCCGUGCUAACAGUUACACAGAUCACUGCAGGAUCCACACUGGAGAGAAGCCCUACAGCUGUGACCUCUGUGGUAAAACCUUUAAACAGACUGGGGAUUUGACCGUUCACAGCAGAAUCCACACUGGAGAGAAGCCCUACAGCUGUGACCUCUGUGGUAAAACCUUUAGCCAAGCUGGCAAUUGCAGAGCUCACCGCAGAAUCCACACAGGAGAGAAGCCCUACAGCUGUGACCUCUGUGGUAAAACCUUUAAUCAGACUGGGAAAUUGAUAGUUCACCGCAGAAUCCACACAGGAGAGAAGCCCUACAGCUGUGACCUCUGUGGUAAAACUUUUAGCCGUGCUAACAGUUACACAAAUCACUGCAGGAUCCACACUGGAGAGAAGCCCUACAGCUGUGACCUCUGUGGUAAAACCUUUCGCCACGCUGGCAGUGUCACAGUUCACAGCAGGAUCCACACUGGAGAGAAGCCCUACAGCUGUGACCUCUGUGGUAAAACCUUUAGCCAGGCUGGCAAUUUCCGAGCUCACUGCAGGAUCCACACUGGAGAGAAACCCUACAGCUGUGACCUCUGUGGUAAAACCUUCAAACAGACUGGGGAAUUGACAGUUCACCGCAGAAUCCACACUGGGGAGAAGCCCUACAGCUAUCACUGUGAUACAUGUGGGAAAAGCUUUUCCUCAUCUAGUAACCUCAAGAAGCACAUGAUGAUCCACACUGGAGAGAGGCCCUACAGCUGUGACCUCUGUGGUAAAACCUUUAGCAGAGCUAACCAUUUCAAUGUUCACCGCAGAAUCCAUACUGGAGAGAAGCCCUACAGCUGUGACGUCUGUGGUAAAACCUUUAAACAGAAUGGGGAAUUGAAAGUUCACCGCAGAAUCCACACUGGAGAGAAGCCCUACAGCUGUGACCUCUGUGGUAAAACCUUUAGCCAUGCCAGGAGUAACACAGAUCACCGCAGGAUCCACACUGGAGAGAAGCCCUACAGCUGUGACCUUUGUGGUCGAACCUUUCGCUACGCUCGCAAUGUCAUAGUUCACAGCAAAAUCCACACUAGAGAGAAGCCCUUCAGCUGUGACCUCUGUGGUAAAACCUUUAGUCAUGCUAGCAGGUACACAGAUCACCGCAGGAUCCACACCGGAGAGAAGCCGUACAGCUGUGACGUCUGUGGUAAAACCUUUAGCCAUGCUAACAGUUUCAAAAUUCACUGCAGGAUCCACACUGGAGAGAAGCCCUACAGCUGUGACCUCUGUGGUAAAACCUUUAGCUGUACUAGCAGUUACACAUAUCACCGCCAGAUCCACACUGGAGAGAAGCCCUACAGCUGUGACGUCUGUGAUAAAACCUUUAGACAUGCUGGGGACUUGACAGUUCACCGCAGGAUCCACACUGGAGAGAAGCCCUACAGCUGUGACCUCUGUGGUAAAACCUUCAACUCUGCUAGCCAUGUCACAGUUCACAGCAGGAUCCACACUGGAGAGAAGCCUUACAGCUGUGACCUCUGUGGUAAAACCUUUAGCCAGGCUAGCAGUUACACAUAUCACAGCAGAAUCCACACUGGAGAGAAGCCCUACAGCUGUGACCUCUGUGGUAAAACCUUUACCUCAUCUAGUAACCUCAAGAGGCACAUGAUGAUCCACACUGGAGAGAAGCCCUACAGCUGUGACCUUUGUGGUAAAACCUUUAGCCAUGCUAGCAGUUACACAUAUCAUCGCAGGAUCCACACUGGAGAGAAGCCCUACAGCUGUGACCUUUGUGGUAAAACCUUUAGCCAUGCUAGCAGUUACACAUAUCACCGCAGGAUCCACACUGGAGAGAAGCCCUACAGCUGUGACCUUUGUGGUAAAACCUUUAGCAGAGCUAACCAUUUCAAAGAUCAUAGCCGGAUCCACACUGGAGAGAAGCCCUACAGCUGUGACCUUUGUGGUAAAACCUUUAGCCAUGCUAGCAGUUACACAUAUCACCGCAGGAUCCACACUGGAGAGAAUCCCUACAGCUGUGACCUCUGUGGUAAAACCUUUAGCCAGGCUGGCAAUCUCAGACAUCACCGCAGGACCCACACUGGAGAGAAGCCCUACAGCUGUGACCUCUGUGAUAAAACCUUUAGCCAUGCUGCCACUUUCAGAAUUCACCGCAGGAUCCACACUGGAGAGAAGCCCUACAGCUGUGACCUCUGUGGUAAAACCUUUAGCCAGGCUGGCAAUCUCAGACAGCACCGCAGGACCCACACUGGAGAGAAGCCCUACAGCUGUGACCUCUGUGAUAAAACCUUUAGCCAUGCUACCACUUUCAGAAUUCACCGCAGGAUCCACACUGGAGAGAAGCCCUACAGCUGUGACCUCUGUGACAAAACCUUUAGCUAUGCUAACAGUUUCAAAAUUCACCGCAGGAUCCACACUGGAGAGAAGCCUUACAGCUGUGACCGCUGUGGUAAAACCUUUAGCCAUGCUAGCAGUUACACAGAUCACCGCAGGAUCCACACUGGAGAGAAGACUUACAGCUGUGACCUCUGUGGUAAAACCUUAAGCAGUGGUAGCAGUUUCAAAAAGCACAUGAGGAUCCACACUGGAGAGAAGCCCUACAGCUGUGACCUCUGUGGUAAAACUUUUAGCCGGGCUAACCGUUUCACAGUUCACCGCAGAAUCCACACUGGAGAAAAUCCCUACAGCUGUGACCACCUCUGUGGUAAAACCUUUAAACAGACUGGGAAUUUGACCGUUCACAGCAGAAUCCACACUGGAGAGAAGCCCUACAGCUGUGACCUCUGUGGUAAAACCUUUAGCCAAGCUGGCAAUUGCAGAGCUCACUGCAGGAUCCACACUGGAGAGAAGCCCUACAGCUGUGACCUUUGUGGUAAAACCUUUAAUCAGACUGGGGAAUUGACAGUUCACCGCAGAAUGCACACUGGAGAGAAGCCCUACAGCUGUGACCUCUGUGGUAAAACCUUUAAACAGACUGGGGAUUUGACCGUUCACAGCAGAAUCCACACUGGAGAGAAGCCCUACAGCUGUGACCUCUGUGGUAAAACCUUUAGCCAAGCUGGCAAUUGCAGAGCUCACCGCAGAAUCCACACAGGAGAGAAGCCCUACAGCUGUGACCUUUGUGGUAAAACCUUUAAUCAGACUGGGGAAUUGACAGUUCACCGCAGAAUGCACACUGGAGAGAAGCCCUACAGCUGUGACCUCUGUGGUAAAACAUUUAGCCGUGCUAACAGUUACACAGAUCACUGCAGGAUCCACACUGGAGAGAAGCCCUACAGCUGUGACCUCUGUGGUAAAACCUUUAGCCAAGCUGGCAAUUGCAGAGCUCACCGCAGAAUCCACACAGGAGAGAAGCCCUACAGCUGUGACCUCUGUGGUAAAACCUUUAAUCAGACUGGGAAAUUGAUAGUUCACCGCAGAAUCCACACUGGAGAGAAGCCCUACAGCUGUGACCUCUGUGGUAAAACUUUUAACCGUGCUAACAGUUACACAGAUCACUGCAGGAUCCACACUGGAGAGAAGCCCUACAGCUGUGACCUCUGUGGUAAAACCUUUAAACAGACUGGGGAUUUGACCGUUCACAGCAGAAUCCACACUGGAGAGAAGCCCUACAGCUGUGACCUCUGUGGUAAAACCUUUAGCCAAGCUGGCAAUUGCAGAGCUCACCGCAGAAUCCACACAGGAGAGAAGCCCUACAGCUGUGACCUCUGUGGUAAAACCUUUAAUCAGACUGGGAAAUUGAUAGUUCACCGCAGAAUCCACACAGGAGAGAAGCCCUACAGCUGUGACCUCUGUGGUAAAACUUUUAGCCGUGCUAACAGUUACACAGAUCACUGCAGGAUCCACACUGGAGAGAAGCCCUACAGCUGUGACCUCUGUGGUAAAACCUUUCGCCACGCUGGCAGUGUCACAGUUCACAGCAGGAUCCACACUGGAGAGAAGCCCUACAGCUGUGACCUCUGUGGUAAAACCUUUAGCCAGGCUGGCAAUUUCCGAGCUCACUGCAGGAUCCACACUGGAGAGAAACCCUACAGCUGUGACCUCUGUGGUAAAACCUUCAAACAGACUGGGGAAUUGACAGUUCACCGCAGAAUCCACACUGGGGAGAAGCCCUACAGCUGUGACCUCUGUGUUAAAACCUUUAGCCGUGCUAGCAGUUACACGGAUCACUGCAGGAUCCACACUGGAGAGAAGCCCUACAGCUGUGACCUCUGUGGUAAAACCUUUAGCAGAGCUAACCAUUUCAAUGUUCACCGCAGAAUCCAUACUGGAGAGAAGCCCUACAGCUGUGACGUCUGUGGUAAAACCUUUAAACAGAAUGGGGAAUUGAAAGUUCACCGCAGAAUCCACACUGGAGAGAAGCCCUACUGCUGUGACCUCUGUGGUAAAACCUUUAGCCAUGCCAGGAGUAACACAGAUCACCGCAGGAUCCACACUGGAGAGAAGCCCUACAGCUGUGACCUUUGUGGUCGAACCUUUCGCUACGCUCGCAAUGUCAUAGUUCACAGCAAAAUCCACACUAGAGAGAAGCCCUUCAGCUGUGACCUCUGUGGUAAAACCUUUAGUCAUGCUAGCAGGUACACAGAUCACCGCAGGAUCCACACCGGAGAGAAGCCGUACAGCUGUGACGUCUGUGGUAAAACCUUUAGCCAUGCUAACAGUUUCAAAAUUCACUGCAGGAUCCACACUGGAGAGAAGCCCUACAGCUGUGACCUCUGUGGUAAAACCUUUAGCUGUACUAGCAGUUACACAUAUCACCGCCAGAUCCACACUGGAGAGAAGCCCUACAGCUGUGACGUCUGUGAUAAAACCUUCAACUCUGCUAGCCAAGUCACAGUUCACAGCAGGAUCCACACUGGAGAGAAGCCUUACAGCUGUGACCUCUGUGGUAAAACCUUUAGCCAGGCUAGCAGUUACACAUAUCACAGCAGAAUCCACACUGGAGAGAAGCCCUACAGCUGUGACCUCUGUGGUAAAACUUUCAACUCUGCUAGCCAUGUCACAGUUCACAGCAGGAUCCACACUGGAGAGAAGCCUUACAGCUGUGACCUCUGUGGUAAAACCUUUAGCCAGGCUAGCAGUUACACAUAUCACAGCAGAAUCCACACUGGAGAGAAGCCCUACAGCUGUGACCUCUGUGGUAAAACCUUUAGACAGGCUGGGGACUUGACAGUUCACCGCAGGAUCCACACUGGAGAGAAGUGA